GGGGUUUCUCUGAGCUCGAGUCAUGGCGUCUGCGGAGGAUCUGUUUGAGGGAAUUGUAAUGUGUGAGGAGAGAUUCCGUGGAGAGGGAUAUUUGGAUGGCUUUGCUGAAGGAAAUCAUGUUGGGGAGUCAGAGGGCAAGCAAUAUGGGACUAUCUAUGGAUCAAGAGUAGGGUCUGAGCUUGGUUGCUUUCUGGGUUUUGCCACCACUUGGAGACAGCUUCUUACACAUUCGUCAGAAGAAAAGCACAGUAAGAAAAUAAAGGCGUUAGAUUCACUAAUACGGAUGAUUGAGGACUUCUCUUGUGAUGAUCCAACUAACGAUAAACUGCAGGAGAGCAUGACCAGGAUCUAUGGGAAGGUGAAGCAGGAACCAACCCACAGCUUCAAGGUCGGAGACACAGUGUGCAUCAGACAGCUGAAUAAAGCAAAGAAGGGAGGCUUCCCAUACGGUCCACCUACCGAAGUUGUGGCCAUCACUCGUACUGCCAUCCUCACAGCCCAGGAGCCCAUCUGGAUCCACGCAUCUAGGGUAAAGCUCUGUCCAAAGAGGGGUGAAGCUGGCUGUCUAGUCCCUUCUGAAACAUCUGUACCACCAGUCCAGGACGUCUCAGAAAACAGUUGUACAUAAAGAGGGGUGAAGUGUUCAUAAAGUCCCUUCUGUAACACCUGUAGCAUUCUCGACUGCCAAUCCAAAGAGGGGUGAAGUUGGUCACACAGUCCCUUCUGUAACAUCUAUAUCCACAGCACGUACCUGCAACAACAUGAUCGCCACUCAAGGGUCCCACUACUUGGUGUACUGCUACCUUCUCUCCUCCUUGCUCUUGAUUGCAAUACCCGGAUGGAUAAUAGCCUCCUGCUAUUAUGAGACACUGGACGAACAAUAUGGUACUGCCUCUGCUUGUAAUUACUUCAUCACUCCCCCUGACUCACCCCAGAAACAAAACACAACCAAGAACUCAACAACCCUGCCAACACCACAUGUUCCAGCCCUCCGUAGAGCCCGAAGGUCAGCAUACCGGACCCCUUUCAGGGUGAUCGAGCACCUACCCUCAAAAAAUGGCCAUUACACACACCACGCUAUACGACCUUUUGGUACAAUUCUUCAAAUCUCCAUGUUGCCACUUAUGCCUUUGACUAUUGUGACAUUAUCCCAUGCCCCGGGGAUGUAUCAACACAGUGUACCAUUUACCACGAUAUCCCUUCCAGGUCAGUCUAUAUGUGUAUAGGGGAGAAUGAUGAUAGGAGUAAGGAUUGUAAAUACUGGAAUGCUGAUGGGUGGGAUGCAGAUGCAGGCCUUAGAUGGGGAACUAUUAUAUUAACCGAGAAAGAUAGAAAUAGGAGAUCCUUAAUGGAAAGAAUGACCCUUUCUAAGUCCGGAAUUUGCCUUUCGGCAGGUAAACCCGGACAGAUUAUGAAACUUACCUUGACUAUUGAAAACCCCAGUCCAAUUGAUAGUGGCCCUUAUAUGCUCUCUUUUUGGGAAAGAGGGGCCUUAUCCGAAGAUAAGGGUAGUUUCAAGCUUCAAGAUAUGGUUAAUUCCUCUGAAUGGAACAAAAUUGUCACUAAAAUUUAUCAAAACCUUGGUCAAAACCUAAUUAAUACCCAGUCCCCAUCUCAGGGCAUGAUUGCUAUGGCUGAUCCCUCACCAAGAGAUACUAUGGCCUUAGAAACAGGUUAUUCAGACAAAAACCUUUGGUUAGAAUGGAUGGCCUUUUCGGCCAAACAAUAUAAUAGAUCAAAUUGUUAUGUUUGUGGUAAUGCCCGUCCCCAUUUAGGUACUGUCCCCCUUAACAUCCCUAGUAACGCUGAGUCCUGCUUUCUCAGCCUGUAUACUAAUACCAUUGUUAAUCAGUCAACCUGUAUUGCAUGGAAGGAAAAAUACCCCAUUAUUACUAAAACUCCACACCUCAGUGAGGGAAUUACUAUAUAUCCUGGUAACUACACUUGUUAUAGGGGCACAGGAAAAGGUGGAUUCUUAGGUAACUUUACAUCUGGGUACUGUUAUAAGUAUAAGUAACCUCAACACCCAUAACCACAUUCAGUCGUUAGGUGACAUAUAUUGGAUUUGCGGGGAUAUGAAAAUCCGCAUUAGGCUAGAGGGACAAUGGUCUGGGGAAUGUGCUCUAGCAAAAGUUAUCAUGCCUCUCCACAUUUUAGGUGUAGAUGACAUACACAUACACACUCACCGCACCUCCUCUCAUCGUACACGGAGACAGACUAAGGCUAUCCCAGGUAGUUUUGACCCCCAUGUAUACAUAGACGCUAUAGGGGUCCCAAGGGGGGGUCCCAGAUGAAUUUAAGGCCCGUGACCAGGUUAAAGCUGGAUUUGAAUCCAUCUUCCCCAUCAUAACUGCCAAUAAAAAUGUAGACUGGAUAAACUAUAUAUUUUAUAAUCAACAACGUUUUGUUAAUUAUACCAGAGAUGCCCUUAAAGGCAUUGCUGAACAACUCGGCCCAACCUCUUACAUGACAUUCCAAAACCGCAUGGCCUUAGACAUGCUUUUAGCAGAGAAAGGAGGGGUGUGUAAAGUCAUUGAUGAUCAGACUGGUGGGUCGUGCUGUACAUUUAUACCAGAUAAUACAGGUCCCACUGGAAAAGUAACGCUUGCUAUUAAGAAAUUGGAAGAAUUAUCCAUUGAAUUAAAGAAAAACUCAGGCAUUGAUAACCCCUGGGAUAAAUUCUUCACUGGCUUAGGCUUCCUAGAGUGGCUAAAAAAUAUUGGUACCUUUAUUGUUUUCAUUGCUUUGUUUAUACUAUUCUGUUAUUGUUGUUUUAAGAUAGUUGUUUCUUUCAUGUAAUUAGCAAGAGUCCAUGAGCUAGUGACGUAUGGGAUAUA
Bombina bombina (fire-bellied toad) is the source of this 2837-nucleotide messenger RNA. RefSeq names its product LTO1 maturation factor of ABCE1 (gene LTO1). NCBI's taxonomy places the organism in Eukaryota, Metazoa, Chordata, Amphibia, Anura, Bombinatoridae. The record is from RefSeq and is a predicted model, not a curated record. The transcript is spliced from 5 exons. The coding region runs from base 23 to 628 and encodes 201 amino acids.